Molecule: messenger RNA, 2789 nt
Organism: Austrofundulus limnaeus
Lineage: Eukaryota; Metazoa; Chordata; Actinopteri; Cyprinodontiformes; Rivulidae
Product: poly [ADP-ribose] polymerase 14
Exons: 13
Coding region: 1-2718 (905 amino acids)
Biological process (GO): protein poly-ADP-ribosylation; negative regulation of gene expression
Cellular component (GO): nucleus; cytoplasm
Molecular function (GO): transcription corepressor activity; NAD+ poly-ADP-ribosyltransferase activity
Source: RefSeq, a predicted model, not a curated record
AUGGACGAAUACCAGUAUCCGUUGUUUUUUGAGGCCAGAGAUCUGACCAACCAGGAGAAGAAGAAAAUCAGAAGAUACUUUCAGAUAAAAAGAGAUUCUGGAGGAGGGGACUGUUCAGCAAUUGAAAAGGUUGAAGGCAACAUCUACAAAGUCAGCUUCAAGGAGACACAAGGUGCUCUGCGUUACUUCCAAGGAGAUGGUAAAGUGAACAAGGAGCUGGUUGAGAGUUCCUGCCAGGUUCUUAUCUGGGAACAAGAUGGCAUUUACUCACCAACUGGGACACCCAAACCACAAAGCAUCAGCAGCCCCAGCAACUUUACACCCAGACCCACUAGAAGUCGUUUUCACACUGUUGGAGGCAGUGUAGUCAAUAACAUAAAUCUAGAAAUCAAGAUUAGCAGUUUAGAAGAAGACCAGGCAAAUGUUUUGGUGGCGCCUAUGUUCAACAAGCAGCUGGCUUCUACAAACGUUGGCAAGGGUUUGCUCAAGAAAGGUGGUAACACAGUUCAAUCAAAUUUUAUUGCCAAAAGGACAGGUUGUACCCUCCUGCCUGGUGAUGUUCUCCAGGUUGACGCAAGUGCAUCUUUGAGCUGUUCCAAGYUCUACUUUGUAGAGUGCACGCCUUGGGAUGGAUUCACAGGAAGCAGUGUACAGGCUCUUAGCAAUGGACUACAGAAGUGUUUGGACCUUUGUGGACAGCAGGGCUUCAGUUCAAUAGCCAUACCUGUUAUUGGACCCGGAAUUGUUUUCCAAUACCCGCUAACCAAAGCUAUUCAAGUACUGACAGAAAACAUUCAACAGUUUGGAUUAUCUGCUGGUUCCACGUCUAUCUCCACCAUUCACAUCAUCAUUAAACCUGGCUAUCCCGACUCUGAGCAGUGCUACUAUGAAGUGCACAAAUACCUCAGCUCAAUUAUGAACCAGGGAGGUCGAGCACUCUUCAGGUCCCUCACUAGUGACCUUGAUGAUGUCAACAUGACUGUAGGACGUGGGGCUAAACUACAGCUUGUAUUUGGUGACAUCACCAACGAGACCACAGAUGCUGUGGUGAACACGACUGACUUCGUUAAUUUCCACAAUGCGGGUGUGUGCAAAGAUAUCUUGACCUUAGCUGGAGCAGGGGUGGAGGCUGAGUUGAAAGCAGCCAAAGUGAACAGAGGAGAUGUUUUUGUGUCCAAGCCUGGACAGUUCCCCUGUAAAGUUCUUUUACACGUGUGUGGACAGAAAGACACAGGUGUCAUAGAGGAACUUGUGUGCAAAAUCAUCAAGCAUUGUGAAAAGUCUGGAUUUGCAUCUGUAGCAAUUCCUGCCAUCUGUUCUGGAGCUGGCGGAUUGGAUCCUGGAGAUGUGGCUGAAGCGGUCCUUCGAGGCGUCGAAAUUGCCACCUCCUCUGCUCGUCUUUGCAAUCUCACCACCAUUCGUCUCGUCCUGUUAAGAAUCAAAGUCUUCUUGGCUUUUAAAGAAAAAGCAACACAGAUGUUUCAUGUUGAAGCCAGAAGAGUGUCCAUUUCUCAGUUGCCUCAGACUCCACAGCAGCCAUCUUUGAGUGCGUAUCUAAGCUUGCUUAAUACCAGCACUGCGACUCAGCAGUCCACCUUCACAUUCCUGGGUCUUUGCAGAGAGGAUGUUAAGAAAGCCAUGGAAAAACUGAAGGAUCUGUAUAAGACACAGUGCUCUUCUCACACCGUUGAAAAGCAGCACCUGGUGAGCCUCACUAAGGAAGACGUGUUGGAAUUACAGCAGCUGAUGGAGAGCAAGGGCAUUUCCAUGCAAAAUGAUCAUUCUGGCAAUCUAACUGUGAGCGGUAUAAAAGAUGGAGUCAAUAAAGUUUUUAGUUUAAUUAAUACAUUUGUGCAUGGCAACCUCAUGGAAAAGGUAAGACUCAAAGAGGAGGACGAGCUGUACACACGUGUGAUGUGGUGCAUCCUGGGACAAAAUGGACACUGGGAAAGACUUCCCAAAACAGCCAAUCUCAACUUGGAAAAAGGGGAAAUAGCAGYAGGAAUACAGGAUGUCCAAGGAGUCCAGUGGCAGGUGGAUCUACAGAACAUGAAAGCCACAACACGUGUAACUUUACAAAGAACAGAAGUGAAACGACUUGAAAAUCUGCCAGACUUUAUUUUCCCUCUUUACUGGGACAGCAUGACUACUGGUGAGGCUGUGAAGGUGGUGGCCCUGCAGCCUUCCUCCAAGGAGUACAAGACAAUAAAGCAGGGCUUCAAACUAUCCUGUGAACAGACUGUAUUAAAGAUUGACCGUUUGCAAAACAUUUAUCUACGUCGCGCCUACGAGGCUCAGAAGCAGCAUAUAUCUGCAAAGAACGUCCUGUCAGGAGGAGCUGGUGAAAAGCUUCUGUACCAUGGGACGACACAGGACAACUGUGACUCCAUCAUACAAACUGGCUUCAACAGGCGSUUCGCUGGGCAAAAUGCCACAAUGUAUGGUGAAGGAACCUAUUUUYCUGAACAGGCCAGCUACUCUGCACAGCCCAUGUAUUCAAAACCAGCUGCAGAUGGUUCUCAGCUGAUGUUCGUAGCCAAAGUCCUGACUGGUGUCUACACUAUGGGACAAAAAGGGAUGAAGAUUCCUCCAGCUCYAGAUGAACAGCAGCCCCAUGACCGUUACGACAGCGUGGUCGAUGCAACCAACAACCCCAACAUGUACGUUGUUUUCCACGAUGACCAAGCUUACCCAGAUUACCUCAUCAAAUUCAAGUAAAAGUGAAAAAAAAAUAUGCUUUUGUAUUUUUAGCCUGAAAGAACAAACUUUAAAAAUACAAAACUUUGUAA